UACUUUUCGGAAAAAUCGACAGUGACCGUCACCUUAGGCGUGGAUACACCUGGGACGGUAGAGCUACCGAUGCUUGAAGCCAUAUCUUUAGAAAGCACAAUGAAGAACAAAAGGGGAUUUGUCUUCCAUACGGGUGGAUCCGUGCGAGGGCUCGAUUUUGUCCCCAAACCGUCAGAUACCGAUUUUGAAUACCUUGCUGUGGGAGGUUAUAACGAGAAAAACGAACGUCAUUUUCUUCACGAAAAGCAGGAACCGGGAUCAUAUCACAACUGUAUUCAGAUAUGGCGCGCCGAUCUGCAACUUGAAAGCGAAAGAUCAGCAAUAAUGCUGGAUAUGUGUAUAUUGCAUGAUUUUGGUGUCGUACAAGACUUAAAGUGGUGCCUAUUUGGUGGUUAUCGCGAGGUACCCUUGGCCACUCAUUAUGUCACAGCAAGAAAUUAA
This is a messenger RNA of Radiomyces spectabilis, 441 nucleotides long. RefSeq lists its product as uncharacterized. NCBI's taxonomy places the organism in Eukaryota, Fungi, Mucoromycota, Mucoromycetes, Mucorales, Radiomycetaceae. The transcript has 2 exons. The record is from RefSeq and is a predicted model, not a curated record. Gene Ontology annotation, biological process: transcription by RNA polymerase III. Gene Ontology annotation, cellular component: transcription factor TFIIIC complex. The annotation marks the transcript as partial.